Messenger RNA from Caenorhabditis angaria, 2991 nucleotides. The record is from the annotation of a GenBank genome assembly. Lineage: Eukaryota; Metazoa; Nematoda; Chromadorea; Rhabditida; Rhabditidae.
AUGGAUGUUAUGAGUGCAACAAAUGAUUUAUUGCCAUUAUUACCAGGCAAGUUUUCCUCCUCCCAAAAAUAUUGUCUUUUCUUAUCUGGCAGUCAAUCCGUUGUCGGAAAAGUACACAUAAUAUAUCUCGUCAACGCAAAUAUUUGAAAAAUCUGAACAACACUCGAGUUGAGAAAUGAAAAAAUAAUAAAAUAAUAGGAAAAAUGUGGCACCCACGCAACAAUUGGUCAGCUGUUUUCAACAAAAACAUUUGGGUCAACGCUGUUUUUUUUAACAUUUGGAAACAAUAAAAUAGAAAUGAGUUUCUGAAGUUUGUUAAAAAUAACGUUAAUUUUUUUAAAACUCUAAUUUCGCAUUUAAAACAAUACAUUUUUUGGAAAAACCGUUCCCACAAAAAAUCGUUACAAGUUUUAUUUCAAACGUUUUCAGAAGUUCAAGAUGCUUUAAGUGAUGAAUUUGAUGGUGUUGAAUGUAGUAUGAAUGGAGGAGUUGUUCUAACUCAACAUCCAUUUCAAAUGCCAUUUACACAUCUUGGAAGACAAGUUACAUUUGUACCUGAUACUUCUUGUUUGGAAGAAUUUGAUGGAGCAAAAUUACAUCGAAUACAAUUAGGAUCUGUUAGUUUUCCUUUUUAAAAACUGGGUAAUAUUUUCUAUUUUCAGAAAUCUGCUGUUUUCACUGAUGGCGAACCAGGUUGCUGUUUAGAAUUGGUUCUUGGUGCUGGAAAAGAUUGGAAAACUCCAUUGACAAAGUUGUUCACUCGAGUUUAUCCAAACAAAUGGGCAUUUUUUAUUGCUGAAUUGGAGCAGGUUUGUUUAUUAUUGAAGAAUUACUGUAGAUUUUUUUGAAACUACUGAGAAUCUGAAUUUGUUUGAUAUUAAUUUCAUAUUUUUUAGGGUCAAGCUUCGUAUCAUAUUUUAUCAUCAUCACAUGGUUUAAUAAGUUCACAUAAAAGAGAAGAUACACCUGAUUCAACUGAACAAUCAUCAAUGGUUUCUUCUCCAACUGCAUCUGUAUCAGAUGCUUCUAAUUUUUCACUGUGGAUUGUUCCAGUCACAAAAAUCUUUGCAAUUCCGGCACCGAAAAAAGUGAAAGUUGUUCGAAAAAUCAUCAAAAAACGAACACCAAGUGGAGAUAUGACUGAAGUAACAGAAGUAACAACAAAUGGAACUGGAGAAAAGAAAUUGGUCCGAGUUGUCAAGAAAAAAGCACCGGAAAAAGAAAAAGAAAUAUCACCAAUAAAUGAUAUUCCAAAAGCUGAAUUUGCAAAAGUUUCAUCGAGUGAAUCAAUGAAAACUAUUAUAAAUGGAACAUUAUCAAAAUCAUCAUCUGAAAUAUCAGCUGGACCAUCUUCAAAUGAUAUUACAAAUAAUAACAAUAUUCUACCAAGAGCUGAUAGUAGUAGUUGUUCAGAUAGUUCUGCAUCAGAACUUCGAAAAAAAUUGACUGAAAAAAUAAUCGAACAAAAAUUUGUUGUGAAUGGAGAACAAAGAAAUGUGACUACAAAUGGAACAAAUUUGAAUGGAUCAAGACUUGGAAUGAGAACAUCGAGUAGAAGUAGUAUGACACCUGAUAGAAGAUUAGAUCCUAUUUUUGAAGAUGUUCCUAAAAAUACUAUUACAACUGUUCGAACACCAGAAAUUACAAGAGAUUCUGCAACUCCACCGGUUUGUCAUUUACAUAUAUAUUGUUAUUAUUUGUUUUUUUUUCAGAAACGUGCUCAACAAUGUCGUAUAACUCAUCCUUCAAUUCCUUCAAUUCCAGUCGUUGCUCUUCAACUUGUUCUUCAAAAUUGUUUUUCUUAUGAACAUUUGGGACGUUUAAGAGAAGUUCAUCCACAUUGGGAUGAAAUUUGUGGACAAUUAUUGAAUAGUGGAUAUUAUAAAUUAUUAGAAAGGUACGUUUUCGAACUUUAGUCUAGUCAAAAAUGCAAAAUCUGUUUUCGUUUUUGUUAGCACACAUUAUAAUGUUUUGUGUAAGACAUCCGAUACUUUAUUGCCGCUAAAGAAUUUUUGAAGAGAAAAAUGAAAAAGUACAACGAUUUUUGAAAGGGAAUAGAAAUAGAAAAAAAAGAAGAAGACGAAUAAAUUAUAUUUCAGAUCUGACAAACUUUUGAUGGCACUUCAAAGAAAAGUGGUUGUUGAAUCUGCUUUACAUUAUGCAACAAGUGUUUUGACCAAUAUUCAAGUUCAUAUUUUGAACCCAGUUGAUAUUAUGAGAGCUGUUCUUGAUGAAGGUAAUAUUUUAAAAGUAAACGAUCUCAAAAUUUGGAGCACAUUUUAAUAGUAAAUAUUCAACAAACUCUAGACUUUUCAGAAAAAUAUUUCGGAGGUUUGUCUGUUUAAAAAAUGCUUCAAUCUUUGAGAUAGGCUUCAUUUGCCUUCUCACCGCCCAUUAAAAAUUAGAUAAAUCAAAUUUGAUAUAUCUAUUUAUAUGUAUACAUAUAUUGUUCAGGUGUUUGCUGUUUUCCAUAUGGUAUUAUUCUUGAUAAAACGUUCAUUUUAUUGGAUCGAGUUGAAGCAAUGUUAAAUGGUUGUUAUGAAGAAACUGUUAAUUGGGAACCAAUUGCUAUUUAUUCAAAAAGAGCAGCAAUGCAUUAUAGAAAUUCCCUCGAACGAAUUAUGGAAGAAAGGUUUGUCAACUUCGGUUUUUAUUCCAAAUACAAAUAUUUUUAUUUUUCAGAAUGGGUGAAAAUCUUCGACUUAAAGCAGCUCAACGAAUUAUUAGAUUAGAAUCAUUUGUUGUAGAUGCACAAGUUGCAAAAUUAGAAAAAGAAUCAUCGAAGGUUUGAUCCAUAAUGUAUAUUCAUUUUUGAAAAUUUCCUUGUUUCAGCAAAAAGAUGAUAUUCGUUGGGAAAUGGAUCAAUUGCAUCAGAAAAACUCAGCACUUAAAAGAGAAAAUCGAGAAAUGAAAGCAGCUCAAAUGAGACUUGAAGCUCGAGUUGAAAGCCUUGAAAAUAAAUUCAAAACAUUGGCAAGACUUUUGAGUUAA